Ananas comosus (pineapple) is the source of this 2984-nucleotide messenger RNA. RefSeq names its product myosin-binding protein 1-like. The record is from RefSeq and is a predicted model, not a curated record. NCBI's taxonomy places the organism in Eukaryota, Viridiplantae, Streptophyta, Magnoliopsida, Poales, Bromeliaceae. The transcript is spliced from 4 exons. The coding region runs from base 224 to 2554 and encodes 776 amino acids. Gene Ontology annotation, molecular function: myosin binding.
UUCUUUUCUCUCUUGAGCACUCUUUUAAUACCCAUUGGGAGAUCCGGUUCCUGGGAUUUGGAAGGGUUUUAAUUUUGCUUGGUGGGUUUGAUGCAAAAAAAAAAGAGAAAAAGGUCUUAUCUUUGAUGCUAAUUUGCUUUCUUGGAGACAUUCAUUCUCACCAAUUCAAGGAAUUUGAAGGUUAUAAUCACCAUUUGAGAUACUAUAACUUGGUCUUCUUCCGAUGGCCGCGAGGACGGCGCACCGAUUCUCAUCUGCGCUCUCUUCGGCCGUUCUCGAAUGGUUGCUAAUGCUUCUCUUGUUCGUCGACGCCGUAUAUUCCUACAUCGUCACCAAAUUCGCCCGAUUAUGUCAAUUACAAACUCCGUGUGUUCUAUGCUCGAGACUCGACCAUAUUCUCGGGAAUGAGAAAUCAGGCUUUUACCUCAACUUAAUUUGCAAGAAGCACAAGUCCGAGAUCUCGUCUUUGGCUCUUUGUCGCGCGCACCAAAAGCUUGCGGACGUGCAUGAGUUGUGCGAGAAUUGUCUCCUUUCUUUCGCCACGGAGAAGAAAUCGAAUUUGGAGACUUAUCGAUCGUUGGUGGGUAAACUCGGUUUGGAUUUCGAUCAGGGAGAACAUGAUUACUUUGAUGAAGACGAUGAAGUGCCGUUAUUGGACGAAUCUAUGUCUUCUUUUCCUUUCAAAAGGAAUUGUUCUUGUUGCUCGGAGCCGUUAAAAAAGAUGUCACGUGGCGUAGGGGUGCUUUGGAAGAAAUCAAGUGGAAUUAAAAAUACUACUGAAACCGGGAAUUCUAUACCGGAUUUGGUAGAACACGAAUCUACGGAGCCAAAUGGAGUUUACCAUUCAAAGGAUGAAGGGGCUGAUCACUUGUCGCAUAUUGGUUAUAGGGAGCUUAAGAUUACAUCCGAUUCCGAAUCGGAGACUCCUUUCGUCGAUGGAAAUGAAACCAAUGAACUCAGAGAGGAUUUUGUUCCUCAAGAUGCGGAAAUGGAGCCAGUUGAUGUUCAUACCGACAGUUUGUACGUAAAUCCUUCGGAUAGUGCAGUGAUAGCAAAGUCGAUUCCUUCUGAACCAAUUCCCGAAAAGAAACAACACGCGGGUGAAUCGCAUGAUGUACAAACCACGGCAUCUGCUGUUGCUAAUGAGCAUGCUUUGGAUGAAUCAAAAUGGAGCCGAAGUGAAGUGAAAACCGACCCCACGCCAUCUGAAAUGACAGUUGAAGAUCCUCAAAGUGUUCAUUCUGAGGAUGUUAACACCACAUUGGAUAAUGAUUCGGAAGAUGCUUGCGCCGCGCAAAAAGCUCCAACUUUAACUGAGGAAUCAUCCAAGGGUUUGAACUCGCUUGAAAUAAAUCCUUCAAGAAGCCAAAUUGCAUCCGAACCUUCUCCGUCUCUAAACACUGAUAUGAGCUUAAGCGAUGCUUAUAAGCUUGCCAUCGGCCAAAAGAGCAGCUUACCAUCUCCCACACUUGCCGAAGUGCUUUUGGGAAAGGAUUCUUCUAAAGUUCACGAAGAUUUAAAAUCGCUAAUAAGCCAAAUAUCUGCCGCUCGGAGGCUCGAGACCCCGUGGACUGAUUUGGGUUCGAGCCCGAGAGUACAACACAGCCAAGGCGAUGAGACCGUACUCCAGAACAUCACUAAGAGGCUCUCGAUUGAGAGAAAUGAAUCGGGGUUUGAAUCUUUGGACGGAAGUAUUGUGAGCGAGAUCGAAGGAGAAAGCACGGUGGACCGGCUGAAGAGGCAGAUCGACUUGGAUCGCAAGUCGAUAAGCCUUUUGUACAAGGAGCUGGAGGAGGAGAGAAGUGCUUCCGCCAUAGCGGCGAACCAAGCUAUGGCCAUGAUUACUAGAUUGCAAGAGGAGAAGGCGUCGAUGCAAAUGGAAGCUCUUCAGUACCAAAGGAUGAUGGAGGAGCAAGCCGAGUACGAUCAAGAGGCGCUUCAGAAGUCGAAUGAGAUUCUUGCUCAGAAGGAGAAAGAAGUGCUUUUGCUAGAAGCAGAGCUCGAGAACUACAGAAACUCAAAGGCAAGAGAAAGUGAGUCGGGUCUUUUCAAGAACUCACUUUUGAAAUUUGAAGACGAGAAGGUGUACAUUUCGAAUCGAUUGAGGAAGUUAGAAGAGGAGCUCCAUCUUUUCUCUAACAAUGGUGCUUUUGCUGAUGCGUCAAAAAUUACUGCUGAAGAAGAAGAAAUUAUGGAAAGUGAUAAUCAAAGCAAUUCGGUUGCGGAGGAUGAUGAGAGAGGAAAUGGUCAAUGUAUUGUUUGUGACUCUAAAGAAGACUCUAAUUCCGGGAAAAUACCACAUAUUAUUGUUCAACGAAACGAUGGAGAAGUGCGUUUCUGCAAACAUUCUGAGAUGAUUGGUGAGAGUGAUUUAGUUGCUCUUGAAUGUGAGAUUUCAGACCUGAGCGAAAGGUUAGAGGCCCUUGAAGCGGAUCAUAAUUUUCUCGAGCAUAGUAUAAAUUCACUUAGAAAUGGUGAAGAAGGGGUGCGGUUUAUUCAGGAGAUCGCUUCGCAUCUGCAGGAAUUACGAGAAAUUGGGAUUGCGAGGAAAUAGCAAGCUACAGUUUAAUCUCUACUCCUGUAACAGAUUCCACGGUGGUAGCAGAUCAAACAUCCAUAACAAUUCCCGGGAAAAACAUUGAAUUUGGUCGUUUGGGGUUCGGCUCUGUGAAUACGUUUUGCGCUAAAGCGACUCCUGAUCCACGAACAACACUGUGUAGCUUCGUCGAGCACUCAGAAUUGAGCUGUAACAAUUGCGUCUUAUUUUGAUUGAAUUUGGGUUUUUUUUUUUUUUUUUUUUUUUACCCUCUCUUUUUCCUGUUUUAUUGUGUAGAGGUGAUUGUUUGAAGUGUAUGUUUCCUUUUACUUUGAUUGAGGUGUAUGAGUUGUAAUAAUGUCUAUAGAGGUGAUUUCCUUGUAAGCUAACACUGUAUAUUGCUAGGAUUGGGAUCUAUGGCCACUUUGUUCUUCUCUUUUCCUUUCCA